Molecule: messenger RNA, 3106 nt
Organism: Dromiciops gliroides (monito del monte)
Lineage: Eukaryota; Metazoa; Chordata; Mammalia; Microbiotheria; Microbiotheriidae
Gene: SORD
Product: sorbitol dehydrogenase
Exons: 9
Coding region: 112-1182 (356 amino acids)
Biological process (GO): D-sorbitol catabolic process
Molecular function (GO): zinc ion binding; L-iditol 2-dehydrogenase (NAD+) activity
Source: RefSeq, a predicted model, not a curated record
ACCAGAGCCCUCCUCCCGCACUUUGUCUCGACUCGGGCUCCUGGCUGCUGCGUAGCGGGAACCGGACUUCUGCAGUCACGAGCCUCAGACCCCAGAUUGGCAGUUGGCGACAUGGCGGAGGGCAGGACUGAUAACCUCUCCGUGGUGGUGCACGGACCCGGAGACCUGCGCCUGGAAAACUAUCCAAUUCAUGAACCAGGCCCAAAUGAGGUGCUGCUAAAAAUGCAUUCGGUUGGCAUCUGUGGCUCUGAUAUCCACUACUGGAAGCACGGUCGGAUUGGAGAAUUUGUGGUUAAAAAGCCAAUGGUUCUGGGACAUGAAGCCUCAGGAACUGUGGUGAAGGUGGGAGCCAUGGUAAAGAACCUUCUCCCAGGUGACAGGGUUGCCAUCGAGCCAGGUGUUCCUCGAGACACCGAUGAAUUUUGUAAGAUUGGCAGAUACAAUCUGUCUCCCACCAUCUUCUUCUGUGCUACGCCCCCCGACGAUGGGAACCUCUGCAGGUUUUACAAUCACAACGCGGAUUUCUGCUACAAACUCCCUGACAACGUCACGUUUGAAGAAGGGGCCCUGAUCGAGCCACUCUCUGUGGGGAUCUAUGCCUGUCGGAGAGGUGGAGUCACUCUGGGAAGCAAUGUCCUUGUGUGUGGAGCUGGACCAAUUGGAAUGGUCACCUUGCUGGUGGCUAAAGCAAUGGGUGCGGCUAAGGUGGGAGUGCUUGAUGUGAACAGCUCCCGACUGGAAAAAGCCAAAGAAUGUGGGGCCACUCUCACCCUCCACAUAAAUAAGGAGAGCCCUCAGGAAAUUGCCAAGAAGAUAGAAAGUCUCUUUGGACAAAAACCAGAAAUCACCAUUGAAUGCACUGGAGUGGAAUCUUCUAUCCAGACCAGCAUUUAUGCCACUCAUUCUGGUGGGACUGUAGUGCUAGUAGGGAUGGGUGCUGAGAUGGCCACUGUCCCCCUGGUACAUGCAGCAGUGCGGGAAGUGGACAUCAAAGGCGUGUUUCGAUAUUGCAAUACAUGGCCCAUGGCGAUCUCCAUGCUUGCAUCUAAGUCACUGAAUGUCAAGCCCUUAGUGACCCACAGAUUUCCUCUGGAAAAGGCUCUGGAGGCCUUUGAAACCUCCAGUAAGGGAUUAGGCUUAAAAGUCAUGCUUAAAUGUGACCCCAACGACCAGAAUCCCUAGGAUCGAUGUGAGUUCUUUCCCUUCGCCCUCCACCCUCCUUCUCUCCACUCAGAGGCUCGCUGACCACAGUGCUUUGGAGGGGAUGGACUUUUUUGUUGAAGUGAUUUAUUUGGAAUCAUUCAGAGUAAAUAAAAAUGACAUAGUCUAACAGGGGAGCUUAAUCCUGGAAGUAAUUUACAAUUAAAAUGCAAACAGGGAGAACUUUGGGGGAAUUUGUAGCAGUGGUUACUCGUUUAUGCUGGGCAAAGUUCACUCAAGCAGAGCAGAGUUUGGCUAUCAGGGUGGAGGAACUCCCUAUCUUCCUGGUGUGUUGUAGUUGGGCAAUGCUGGGAAUUUGGAACCUUGAGACAUGUGCCACUUGUCCCAUUUCACCAAGAAAUGAGGAGGAUGGCCAAGGCUGGGGCAGUGAUCCUUCAGUGGAUCAUCUCUGCUAUAGUACACAUGUCUCCCUGGAAUCUGUAGGUGGUACCCUCAGGGGCUUAGAGAGGGGGGCAGAAGAUCAAUCAUUUCUGUCCAAAGCAGUGUUGGCAGUGAAUGGGUGUUUUAACAAACACUUGUUCCAUUUAAAGAGGAAAGGAGGGGGCAGCUAGAUGACACAGUGGUUAAAACACUGGCCCUGGAUUCAGGAGUAGCUGAGUUCAAAUCUGGUCUCAGACACUUGAUACUUACUAGCUGUGUGACCCUGGGCAAGUCACUUAACCCUCAUUGCCCCACCCCACCCCCCCAAAAAAAGAGGAAAGGAAAAUGGGAAAGGUAGCUUAGUCCUCCUUAGGGUUUAUGGUAACUUUUGAAAAGUGAAAUUACUGGAUUGGUUUUCUUUCCUUGAAUGUAAAUACCCUUUAGUGGUGGCUUUAAUUGCUAAGACCCAUCAGACCUCUAGCAGCUAGGGAAAAGUCUGGGGAGAGGAACUGACCUAAGUGGCCCAAGGGAUGAAACUUUACCUCCCAGAUUCUCUUAUUUCCAGAGAGCCACUCAGGCCCCUCUAAAACAAAGGUGCUCCCCACACCCCAGGCAGUCCCAAAGGGGGUUCGUCCACCAUUCCCAAGUAUAUUGCUUGAUUUAAUUCUCAAAUUGAGGAACCCACAAAUUUCCUCAGCUAAGGCUAAACAUGGGGAAAUUUAGGGUCAGUAGCCCCCCUAAAUUGUCCCCCAAACAAGGAACCUGUGAAAAUAGAGAUAUUAAAAAGAAAAAAAAAUUGACUUGUUCUAAGAGAAGACACUUUAAAGAAGCUUUCGUCUGGCCAAGAGGAUUUUAGUCAGUGCCUUUGUCUCCCGUAUAGCCACUUGGAUUUGAAUCUCCUUUAGCAUCUCAUUAUGAACCACCCAGACAGCUCUCAUAAGCACUGUAAUGAUUAAAAACCAAUUUUAUUUAAUUCUGCAGUUUCUCUGCAGCUUUAGCAGAUGUGAAAUCUUUCUUUUUCUAAUCAGUAAAGGAUAAAUGUUUGGGGCAGCUAAGGUGGCGCAGUGGAUUAAGUCACUUAAACCCCAUUGUCCCACCAAAAAAAAAAAGGAUAAAUGUCAGACUUAAGAAGCUCUCUUACUCUUUCAUCAUUCCCCCUUCUCUCACUUCUUUGGCCUUCCUUCCUCCUCCUCUGCCCAGCCUCCAACUCAAGCUGAGACCAGGAGCUGGAGAGAGAGAGGGAGAGCGAGAGCAAGAGCAAGCAUGAGCGCAUGGCCUCCAACUGCUUGAUACCUCCUGGGAGUUCCCCCCUUUAUCUGAGCCAAGGUUCUUUGGCACCUCGAGGCUGGACUCCCUGUUUCCUGGAGAUCUCUCUUAUGUAGGGUUGGGCUAAACCAAGGUCUGCAUUCUCUAGCUUAUAUAUGGAACUCUGAAUUACUUUUCAUUGAUCAGGAAGUUUUGGGGGUGGGAAUCUGUGAUUACUAGUACCCUGAGAUGAUAAGGGUAAUAAAAUCUGUUUAUAAUA